CUCGGCCCUGUUGUUGAGUUUGUUAUGACAAGUCGAGGCCUCGGACUAAAUUAGGAGUGUAGCCCCCCCUGUGUUUUUGUCCAGGCGAUUCCGCGAUGGAGGGCAUGGACCUGGACCUGGACCAGGAGCUCAUGCAGAAAUUCAGCUGCAUGGGUACAACAGACAAAGACAUCUUAAUAUCGGAAUUUCAAAGGCUUCUUGGGUUUCAGCUGAACCCCGCUGGAUGCGCCUUCUUUCUGGACAUGACCAACUGGAAUUUACAAGCAGCAAUCGGAGCCUACUAUGACUUUGAGAGUCCCAACAUCAGUGCACCAUGCAUGUCCCUAGUGAAGGAUGUGACGAUUGGGGAAGGUGAAUCAGUACCACCGGACACACCUUUCACAAAGACCUGGAGGGUACAGAACACAGGUGCAGAGUCGUGGCCUCCUGGGGUUUGUCUGAAGUAUGUCGGAGGAGAUCAGUUUGGUCAUGUAAACAUGGUGAUGGUGCGGUCUCUAGACCCGCAGGAGAUGGUUGAUGUUAGUGUGCAAAUGCAGAGUCCAGUGUCUCCGGGCAUGUACCAGGGCCAGUGGAGAAUGUGCACGGCUACCGGACUUUACUACGGAGACGUCAUUUGGGUGAUCCUGAGUGUGGAGGUGGGAGGCCUUCUCGGCGUCACACAGCAGCUUUCCUCUUUUCAAGCCGAGUUCAACACCCAGCCUCACCGCAGCCUGGAAGGAGACUACAACCCCUUUGCCUCGCCAGAGAAGUGCCCCAACAGCAAUAACAACAGCUUCCAUGAUGCCAGCGGUCACAUGGUCGCAGAGGAACAUUGGCAGGGAAAGGGCAACGAGCUGCAGCAGGAUCAGAACGGACUCUCACACAACUCUGUGGAUAUAGUAGCGAACAGUCUACAAAGCAAUUUAUCAGUAGUCUCUUAUAACCAGGGUAUACAGGAGCCCUAUCCUUUUGGGCACUCUUAAAUCAUGGGACUUGUCACAGUGAAGCAGCACUGAAUCAUACCUCUGGAGUCUGUCACACCAAUAAGAGAAAGAAGAGGCUUUAUCCAUCUGACAGAAAGUGUGGAGAUUCAAAAACACUUUAUGCAAAGUCCAGCCACACUUUUUUUUUCCUCUUCCUGAUAAACCAGAGGCCAACGCUCCUGACGUGCAGCUCAACCAACAUCCCACAAGCCACUGUAUGCACGCGUGAAUGCUAAGUUAAAACUGAGUGCUAUGAGUCCUUUGAGUGACUACUUUUUUUCUUUUUUCUUUUUUCUUUUCUUUGUUUCUGAUUUUUUUUUUAGUUGUCAGAGUGCAAAUGAAACAUUGACAGGAGUGAGUAUUUGUAAAAUUGUGUGUUCAUGUGUGUGUGCAACUGGAAAGAUAGAUUUUGGAGGAAAAGCCAUUUAUUUUGCCAACUGAUUCUCCGGUUUCUGCUCUGACUCUUUGUGCAUCAAUCGGGCAUCUUCAAAAACAUGAGAUUAGAUUUAAUAAUUUACUUUUUAUCUUAAUUUUGAAUUCAUUAUAAAAGAAAAAAAGAGGGAACAGAAAAAUCCCCAGGAAGUAUUUCUGAAGGUCAUUUAAAGGAUGUCAAUUUUACACAAUGAGUUGUGUAAUUAGGGCAAUAGUUUUUAAUGCUGUUAGAGUGUGUGCACAUUUAGAUACAUUUAGAAACAAUGUCAUUUUUGUCCACUGGAGGGAGUCGACCACUACUCUUACAAACUAGAUGUUUGGACAUCUGUAUUCAAGAAGUAUUUUAUCUAAAGCUGAAUUCUAUAAAAGGAAGUAACAAAACAAACUACAAUGAAAUGGUUUACCACGUAAGCUACAAAAAAAAAAAAAAUCUUGUGGGUCGCUGGAGGUUUCUUCCCAUGAAUGAAAAAGAGUCAUUGCUGGUACUUGGAAUAAACACAUCUAUGAAGUUAUAAUAAAAUAUAAGCAGAAUACUAUAAAAGGUAUAAGGAAGUGUUAGAGAUUUACUCAGUCAUUUUUAGAAUUUAAGAUUUUGCUUCUCUUUACAUGCCUUCAUUCAAAUAAAACAUACAAAAUAAAAGGAUUGAUGCACAAUAUGCCAUCAGACAUUUUCUGCAUGCCAUAUGAGCGGCAGUAGAGUAAUAACUUUAUAUUUAAAAAUCUAAAUUGUCAUCCUAAAGCUGUCUUGGACUUUCAUCAUAUUAAGUUGAAUGUAUUCGAUGAAUGUAUUAGAGGAUAAUGUAUUUGGAAAUGUAUUAAUUUUCCCAAAGAUUUGACGUUGUAUAUUUUCAAGGAACAUUUUUUUAUUGGUGUCAUUAUUGUUCUGACUUCUCCUGUCUGUCACAUUUGAGUCCUGCAAAUGUUCUCAUGAAUCAUUGAUGAGCUUCUUCAGCAUGUCAACCUUGAAUCAUAUUUGAUCAUUUAAGAUGCAAACUUCAACAACACAAGUUUAGAUCAAAUGAAAAAGACUGAAUCACAUCACUGCAUAUUAACUUGCACUAACUGGCUGAUCUAUGCACUGAGUAAGAGUAAUGCGACCUCCACGAUGAGGCCCGUGCGUACUUUACUCCUCGACAGGUACAGUUAAGUCCUGAAGGGUUUAUCACCUCUGUGAUUUUAUCUGAGGCUCUGAGUUAGACCACCUUGUCAGGUAAAUAACGGUUUCAUUCAGGCGCUAACUGUUAGCCCCAGGGUCACUUCGCUUUGACAAUACCAGCCAGUAAAUGAUACAGCAUGUGGAGUGAAUCUCUGGGCUACAUUGUGUUUCAUUUAACAUUUCCUGUGCGAGCUGGUGAUGAUGAUGAUGAUGCGUGUUUCUCUAUGCCGUCAGUGUCAAUUCAUCAAGUGCAAAAAAAGUGUUUUGUUCUCAGUGUAGUUCCUCUGAAGUUUCCACCGGCCAGAUUGCAGAAUGAAUCAGUUGGCAUUGGACUCAUACAACAGCACAUUUAUGAGAGUGAGGAAGUGCAAACAGAUGAAAGCUUUUUUUCCCCCCUUGUGUGUUUGAUGAAUGUUUGUAUUAAUAAAUUAUCACAGAAAACUCAA
Molecule: messenger RNA, 2996 nt
Organism: Labrus bergylta (ballan wrasse)
Lineage: Eukaryota; Metazoa; Chordata; Actinopteri; Labriformes; Labridae
Product: inflammation and lipid regulator with UBA-like and NBR1-like domains
Molecular function (GO): protein binding
Source: RefSeq, a predicted model, not a curated record